UUAGUAAUCAGACCCACAUGAGUCACGCCAAACACGCAGCCCCCUCCCGCCCGAGUGACAACUGGCCAGCGUGCUCUCGGCUGUUGUCCCUUUAAAACUCGAAUCCAAGGGGGUAAUGAUUUAUCAAACUUGUAUUAUCAAGAAAAUGUCAAACGAAGGGCACCUUGCUUUGCACUGACGCAAACCGGCCUUUCCCAAGGAGAUAUAGAAAGCGCCUCUCUUGCUGGAACCAAACCCAGUCUUGUCAAUAGCUGGUUUCGCUCUCGACCCGUUCAAUCUGUUGCCGGUGCCAGACAUGGAUUGCGGGACUCCCAAGGAAAUGAAUAAACAACCAGCCAACAGCCUGGAGGCGGCGGUGGCGCCAGGCCACCACGAUGGUCGGUGCGCGCCCAGGACGAGCCCAGAGCAGGAGCUCCCCGCCGCCGCGCCGCCGCCGCGUGUGCCCAGGUCGGCUUCCACCGGUGCCCAAACUUUCCAGUCCCCGGACGCGCGAGCCUGCGAGGCUGAGCGGCCGGGAGUGGGGGCUUGCAAACUCAGUGGCCCGAGGGUGCCCGCGGCCUCCGCGGCUCUGCGGGACUUGAGCGAGGCGCACGGCGCUCAGGCCGCCCCUCCUGGGGGCGCCGGGCCCGGCAACGCGCUGCAUUGUAAGAUUCCGGCCCUGCGCGGCCCGGAGGGGGAUGCGAACGUGAGUGUGGGCAAGGGCACCCUGGAGCGGAACAAUACCCCGGCCGUGGGCUGGGUGAAUAUGAGCCAGAGCACUGUGGUGCUGGGCACAGAUGGAAUCACGUCCGUGCUCCCGGGCAGCGUGGCUGCCGCUACCGCCCAGGAGGACGAGCAAGGGGAUGAGAAUAAGGCCCGAGGGAACUGGUCCAGCAAACUGGACUUCAUCCUGUCCAUGGUGGGGUACGCAGUGGGGCUGGGCAAUGUCUGGAGGUUUCCCUACCUGGCCUUCCAGAACGGGGGAGGCGCUUUCCUCAUCCCCUACCUGAUGAUGCUGGCUCUGGCUGGGUUGCCCAUCUUCUUCUUAGAGGUGUCACUGGGCCAGUUUGCCAGCCAGGGGCCAGUGUCUGUGUGGAAGGCCAUCCCAGCCCUACAAGGCUGUGGCAUCGCCAUGCUGAUCAUCUCCGUCCUCAUUGCCAUUUACUACAAUGUAAUCAUUUGCUACACACUUUUCUACCUGUUUGCCUCCUUCGUGUCUGUGCUGCCCUGGGGGUCCUGCAACAACCCUUGGAACACGCCAGAAUGCAAAGACAAGACCAAACUCUUACUAGACUCCUGUGUCAUCAGUGACCAUCCCAAAAUACAGAUCAAGAACUCGACUUUCUGCAUGGCCGCCUACCCCAACCUGACGCUGGUUAACUUCACCAGCCCGGCCAACAAGACGUUUGUCAGCGGGAGCGAAGAGUAUUUCAAGUACUUUGUGCUGAAGAUUUCUGCCGGGAUAGAGUAUCCAGGGGAGAUCAGGUGGCCGCUGGCCUUCUGCCUCUUCCUGGCUUGGGUGAUCGUGUAUGCAUCCCUGGCAAAAGGCAUCAAGACUUCAGGAAAAGUGGUGUACUUCACGGCCACGUUCCCGUACGUCGUGCUGGUCAUCCUCCUCAUCCGCGGGGUGACCCUGCCCGGAGCUGGUGCUGGCAUCUGGUACUUCAUCACGCCGAAGUGGGAGAAGCUCACCGACGCCACGGUGUGGAAAGACGCUGCCACUCAGAUUUUCUUCUCCUUAUCUGCCGCGUGGGGAGGCCUGAUCACUCUGUCUUCUUACAACAAAUUCCACAACAACUGCUACAGGGACACUCUCAUCGUAACCUGCACCAACAGUGCCACGAGCAUCUUUGCCGGCUUCGUCAUCUUCUCGGUUAUCGGCUUCAUGGCCAAUGAACGCAAGGUCAACAUCGAGAACGUGGCGGACCAAGGCCCAGGCAUUGCAUUUGUGGUUUACCCGGAAGCCUUAACCAGGCUGCCCCUCUCUCCGUUCUGGGCCAUCAUCUUUUUCCUGAUGCUCCUCACUCUUGGACUUGACACUAUGUUUGCCACCAUCGAGACCAUAGUGACUUCCAUCUCGGAUGAGUUCCCCAAGUACCUGCGCACACACAAGCCGGUCUUCACCCUGGGCUGCUGCAUUUGCUUCUUCAUCAUGGGCUUUCCAAUGAUCACUCAGGGUGGAAUUUACAUGUUCCAGCUUGUGGACACGUACGCUGCCUCCUAUGCCCUCGUCAUCAUCGCCAUUUUUGAGCUCGUGGGGAUCUCCUACGUGUACGGCUUGCAAAGAUUCUGUGAAGAUAUAGAGAUGAUGAUUGGAUUCCAGCCAAACAUUUUCUGGAAAGUCUGCUGGGCGUUCGUAACCCCCACCAUCCUGACCUUUAUCCUCUGCUUCAGCUUUUACCAAUGGGAACCCAUGACCUACGGCUCGUACCGCUACCCGAACUGGUCCAUGGUGCUCGGCUGGCUGAUGCUCGCCUGUUCCGUUAUCUGGAUCCCAAUUAUGUUUGUGAUAAAAAUGCAUCUGGCUCCUGGCAGAUUUAUUGAGAGGCUGAAGUUGGUGUGCUCGCCGCAGCCAGACUGGGGCCCUUUCCUAGCGCAGCACCGUGGGGAGCGCUACAAGAACAUGAUCGACCCCUUGGGAACUUCCUCCCUGGGACUCAAAUUGCCAGUGAAGGAUUUGGAGCUUGGCACCCAGUGCUAGUCCGAUGGCAUGGGAUGGCCCAGACUUGGUCCUCUUUUUCCUCUCUGCCUUCCCCUAAUGUUUUCCCAUUUUCUUCUUCUUUCUCCCCACAUCUCGGUACACAUCUGUGCAUGAGAGUGGUUAUGUAGAAAAGUAGGAUGUAGUGUCGCAUGCUGUAGUGAAGAGCUAGACAGACCACUUGACGCGCUGUUUGCCUGUGUCCAUGGCCUCAGUUUCCGUAGGGUUGGUCCCCUGAGCACACACUUUACCCAGAAGGAGCGGAUCGACUAGGCGAGUGCUUUCCGGUGAAGUCACAAGGAGGUAUGCGAGAUUCGGUCAACUGAGGAGCAUCCAUGUGUUGUCGUUGGUGGUGCCAGUGAGGCAGAUGGAGAAGGGCAGAAUUACAAGACUGUUCACUUGGAUUCAGCAGUGUCGUAGAGCUGAGCUGAGCGGCGUGGAGGUUUCAUUCAGAUGCAGAAAGCUCAGGAUGGGGAACAUGUGGAGGGUCGGCAGUGGUCAGAAAUGUUUUAGAGUAAGAUGAGGCUGGUGGAUUUGGACACCACCGAGGUGGCUAAGUUCACAUUCCCAUUCACAAUUGGGGGUCUGUUUUCUCCAUUUGGACCAACUGCCUCAUGUGCGCCAAGGACUCAGAUACUUAACUCUGCACGCUGCGAAUCCAGCGAAGAGGCGGUUCUCUUCCCUCGGUUGUCUUGUUUCUUUGAAUAACCAUAUUUGUGAGUUUUUUUGGUCAUUCCUCCACCUCUGCACAAGAAGCCAUCAUAUAAUUUGUGCGUAAUUUUGUGCAUUCUAGAAGAGCUCCAUUCUCCUUUCUCCUUGACAUUUAGCGCCCUGCUUCACUGUCAUGAUCCACCUUUCUUCUCUUCUAAACGUCUUCCUAUAAGCUGUAGGUCCCUCACCUUUCAACCUCUGGGAAAACAAGACUCACCCUGGUUCUGUCUAUGUAUUAUAUGUAUAAGACACACACUCUUCAAAGACAGAUAACUUCUCAACUUUUACUCUUAACUUUUUCAUUCACAGUAAAUGCCAACGUGGUCAUAGAGAAAUCAGAGAAGUGGAGAACUGAAUAGAAAGCAACCAUAAUAUUCACCAUGCUGGUAGUACAUUUUAGGUCACCGUAUUUACAGAAUGUUCUGGUGAAUACAGCUUAGGUAAGGAGCAAGCGAGCCAAUUAAGACUAUAGCUCUUAAGACUACAUUUAGCCAAUUCAAUUUCAAGAGUCCCCAACUCACAGCCCUCAUAACAGCACUCUAAUGAGAGCAAUUCACGUAUUUGCAGAGAUUGGCGGAGCUGUAACCUUGAUUAUCUUCCUGUGUCCUGAACAUGCAUAUAUGAAAUUUUUAAAAUGUGGUGUGUUCAUGUCAUGUAGUGUGUACUCGUAGUAGUGUUUUCUGUCCUUAUAAAUAUCUUGUGAAUCACUGUAGAGAUGGUGAGUUUAGACUAGUAUAUUGUUUUUUUUUCCCUUACAGUAAUAGUAUCUAAACCUAGAAUUGUUUUCUUUAGGGGAGACCGUUUCAGUCAUUUUCUUAUUUGUUUGUCUUCAUAUUACAGGGUCUCAGGCACAGUUUUCAGUUCAAAUCUUGUAUAUUGACGUGACAUUUUCAUCCCGUUCAACAGCAAUGAAACCCAACAACAGACCUUAAUGUAACAUUUUUUUUAAAAAAUGUCUUCAUUUGUUAAAAGAAAAAAAGAGUUUCAACUCACUUUGCUGAGCUCUCCCUUUUCUAGGGCAAUCAUCAUUGUUAUUUGCCAACACUGUCGUGAACUUCCAGUUUUCCAGAGCAGCCUGUGGGAACUUCCAGGACAGGAAACAAAGAUGGGUUUGAACUUUAGGUUUUCAUCUCUAAUCUGCCAGGCCUGUUUGCUCUUCCUCCUCCUUGUUCUCCUUUUCUGCCUGUCUCCCAAGGCUAGAGCUUACUAGAAUCCUGAGCUUCUUCUAGACUUAGCUUUAGGAAGCUGAGCUGUGGCCCCAUGUGUCCCAGUGUUUCCCAAACUGACCCAUCUGCCAUUAAUACUGGUUUCCCCAAGAAAGCCAUAUUGAUGAGAAGCCCUGUUGCUGUAGCCGAUUUCAUGUACUGGUACCAAAAAUUAGCCUCUCCAAUCGAUAACUGGUGGAGUGGGAAGUGGAAGGGAGGAAUAACUUAGGAUCAGAAAUUAUCUGUAGGCUUUCCAACUUGAAGGCUGAAGAAAAGAGCUUAAAUCAAUUAGCAUUCUCUCAUGGGACCCAUAUGUUUAUGUCAGGACCAAUGGAUUUUGGCUUUCCUCUCUCGUCUCUUGGCUAAAACUAGAGUCUGACGCUGGAUGCCAACCCAAUUUCUGCUAAUUAUUGUUGUUGUGAUUAAAAGAAGAGGGGAGAAAACCCACGAUACUGCCAGGUUUGUUUUGUACAAACUGAAAGUUAACUGAAUUGUGAGAACAGGGACCUCCUCUCUAGCUAGUGUGCUUUGCAGUUGGGGACAGCUACGUUUGUAUUAAUUAGGAUUUGUCCUACUUAAGACCCGGUAGCUGUUCCCUAAGCAGCUGGGGUGUUUUUCCUUUACCCUACAGUUUCCGUGUUUUAUGUAAAAUUUGUUUAAAGGUGAAAGGUUCUGAACUGACCUGGAAACGGGUACCUUGUAAAUGUUGUUUUGCCUGUUUCUGGAGCCGUGGUCAGCUCCGAGGCUUUCCCUGGCAGAGGUGGUCAGUGUCCAGCUGGCUCCAGUCAUGGCGCACCUGCACUGCACCUCCGUAGACUUGGUGGGGAUGCAGAGAGCUGAGAUGCAUAUGACCAGAUGGAUGUUUCCAUGCUUUUAAAAUGCACAGUCAAUUGGAAGAAAAAAAUUAGUGAAUAAAAAUAAAAUGAACAGCAUCGUCAUAAACUGCCGCUUGAGAGUUCCCCUUCAAACCGAGGAAGAAACUGAGCUGCUGAGGAGAGACUUCCGUUGGUUCGCUGUAUAGAAGGUUGGGGUCUUUUCCACUUGCGAGAUUAUUUCCUAACACCGACAAAUGCCAGAAACCCCUUCAGAGAAAAAAAAGCCAUAUAUUAAAAGCAGUAACCCUGUAAUAUCCUUAAUGGAAAAACAAUGUAUAUUUCUUAACUAUUGGUGUUGUGGCUUCUUAUGCAAAUAUUUGUCUUGCAUAUUAGUGACUUUUAAUCUCUUUAGGACUGUGUGUUUGUCCUGUACAAAUGUGUCCAGUCUGGUCUUUUACUUUUUUUGGUUUAUAUUUACGUAUUGCAUGAAAUCUGUGGUCAAUGCAAAAUCUCGAUGACCUCAAUGUCUUUGAAAUUUCCAAUAUGUUUUUAAUAUGUAAAAAAUGUAAUCAACUUGUACUUCAGCGAGUGGCACUUUAAAAAGACAUUUAACAUGAUGACCUUUAAUUUAAAUGACUAAGACUUGGGUUGUCUUCGUGCUAAUGUUGCUUUGGGGUUGAGUUUUCUUUUAAUUAAGUUCUCCUGCUAUCUACACGUGCCUCAGUGCUCCCUGACAACCUUCACCUGGCAGCAUGGUUUUCCCAUGCCUAAAUUUAAGAUUUUUCUUUCCUCUUUGUUCUGUCGGCCAUCGGUCAUUGUCCUCUUCCCAGAGACUUGCACAAUUGCUAUUGCUUAGCGUAUGCAUGAUGGCAAGAUCAUGCCGCUGCUGUCGCACCCUGACUUGAGUUUGUGACACGCUUCUUUGAGGCAGAUGACUCACGUGGGGUGUGCUGUGGGGCAGGCUGGCUGCAGGGAAAAACGGCCAAGGCCAACACAUGAGUGCUUCCUCUGUUUUACACUGGGUAUCACGCAGAAAAGACUUCCAGGCUGGGAGCCAAGUGUGGGUGAUUUAUUCUUGAUACUAAUUUCUCCACAAAGUGGCCCUAAGAUUUGUAAAAGCGAGGUUUCCUAUCUUUCCCAGAUUUCGCUUCAACUGUACAGAAAGAUAGUAAUUUCGAACUGUAGUUUCUGCUUGGGUCACAUCCGAGCAGCCUGCAGCCAAAGAGAAAGGGUUUUCAGAGCGGGCAUUCAUCGCCUCUGAGGGGCAAGUGAUGGUUGGAUUUGCCUGCCGUGGAGUAAAUACAUCUUCAGGUAGCCAUUUGCCUUAUAGGUGUAUUUUAUUGUUAGGAUGACACUUAGAAAUCGACUAGAAACCGUUUUGUCUUUCAUUUUUUGGCCUUUUUUUGCACUUUAUUAUGGACCUAUCCCGGAAUAGGUUUAUUCUGAAAUUGCGUACUUGGCUAAUGUCCUACAUGCAGGCAUCAUAUGUGGUACUGUUGCCUGUGAACAAAGAUAUGUUCCCUAGUCAGGUCCUUAUAUUUUUUCAUUAACUUUACAUGAAGAAAAUAUAUUGUGUUACAAAUGGUACAUCAUAUAUAUAUCUUAUAGAGUACGUAUUAUAUACUGUGCAUUAUUCAUUUAAGGAGUCAUUAUUCUUGAGGCCCUACCUCAAAUUUUGUAUUUAUGUGUACAAAUGCAAUUUAUUGUAUUAUAUAUUUGCCUAUUAUAUACCAAUAUAAAUUAGAAUUUAUCCCAAUAAUGUAUGAGUUCACAAAACCCUAAAUAAAUG
Molecule: messenger RNA, 7197 nt
Organism: Equus caballus (horse)
Lineage: Eukaryota; Metazoa; Chordata; Mammalia; Perissodactyla; Equidae
Gene: SLC6A5
Product: solute carrier family 6 member 5
Biological process (GO): synaptic transmission, glycinergic; glycine import across plasma membrane; sodium ion transmembrane transport
Cellular component (GO): plasma membrane
Molecular function (GO): glycine:sodium symporter activity
Source: RefSeq, a predicted model, not a curated record